AUGCUUUCCAUUAGCCGUGUCGCCAGCCGACUACAGUGGCCUAACCUACGUUCAAGGACGUUCCAAACUUCUCUGCGAUAUUAUUCCGAGUCGAGCCGGCCUUCGUCUGCUGUACAACCUGGAGAAAAACAGCCUACGCGACCAGCUCAGUCAACUCUUCACCCAACCCAGAAUCAUCCACUGGCAAGACAUGAAGUCCAGGAACGUUCCGAAGCCAUAAAUAUGCCAUUCAAUCCACCAGGCGGUGGUGGGGGUCCUGGACCUGGAGGCUCCGGUGGUUCUUUCCAGUUCACUGGCUCUCCGUUCUUUGACGCGACUUUGACGACGUUAGUUGGCUUGGGUGUCGUAUUUGUAGGAGGAGUCGCGUAUCUGCGGUGGUACAAAAAGAACAUUGAACUUGCGUUUGAACCCGGGUAUGAUCCAGCACUAGAGGUGGCGAGACAUUAUGAUACUACACACAAGGAUGCUGCGUUAGGGCUCGAAGAUCCUGAUUCAGUCCCAUGGACUGAGCAUCUACGAAGACGCGAGCAGGAUCGAAUUGACAGAAUGGUCAAAGGAGAAGAAGUGGGCCACUAUUACGUUUUACUCGGUCCAAAGGGUUCUGGGAAAGGGACUAUGAUAUAUGAUUCUAUGAGUGCUAUCAAAGCUGACGGUGUCGCCAUGUGUGAUGCACAUCCCGACCUCGAGGUUUUCCGUCUACGUCUUGGGAAAGCGCUUAACUAUGAGUAUAAUGAAGAUUCGCAGACUGGCUUAUUCCAGAGACGUGAUCCUCGAGAAGGUGGUGCGGCCUUGGAUAUCGAACGAGGUACCCAACCUUCAUUUUGUGUCAUUAGCUCUGCUCAGAUUCCUUUAGCACUAAAUAAGCUGGAGAAGGUCGCGUUGAGAUGUGCAAGGAGAAGACACAAACCUUUGGUCCUCAUAAUCAACAAUGUUCAUUACUUCAACAAUGAUGAAGCUGGACGAAACAUGCUUCUGCAACUCCAACAACGCGCGGAAGCCUGGGCUGCAAGCGGGAUUAUGACUAUGAUUUUCAGCACGGAUGAUUUCUGGCCAUUCCAUGUAAUGCGCAAAGUUGCUAGUCGGAUGCACGUUUUGUCGAUUUCUGAUCUUGAUACCCGCGAAGCACUACACGCCUGUACACGUAUGAGAGCGAACGUGAAGAAUAAAAUUGAACACCACGAUCAUGACCAGAUCAAGGAAGCUGUUUCGAUAGUUGGAGGUCGAUUAUCCUAUCUUAAUAAGGUCGCUAGUUCGAAAGACGUUUUAGAAAUGUCCAAUUCUUUACUAGAAAUUGAAAAGGCGUGGCUUUUGAGUCAAAUAGGAUUGAUUCAAGACUGUGACGACGAUGUUAUGGAUGAACAAAAAUGGAGCAGCUGUUCAUGGUUACUGUUGCAAGAAUUUGUCAAAAUGCGGCGAGAACAAGAAAAAGAACGAGAUGAAGGCUUACAAUCCUUGGACCAAUUACCGGAUCUGCCCAUGCCUUCUCUUCCUUAUGUGUCUUUUCAGUACAAGUGCAGACAGAUCAUGACACGGGCCGACUUCCUGGAAGAACUCGAUAGAGUUAAUAUUAUCUCCAUAGAUAUGAAUCAUAAUGUACGCCCAGAUUCUAUGCUAAUUUUGUUAGCUGCUCGACAAGUGGUCGAAACGGAAAACUUCGAGGAAGUCCUAAACAGUGUCCGGGAUCGGAUAGAUGAAAUUGAAAGCCUACAUAGGACUAGAGAGUUGACGUUUAAGGACGUCGAUAAAGGUGAUCGGAUACGACUUGUAGUCGAUAAAGGUGGUGCUGAGCUCCUGGAGAGCAAACGGUCGUAA
Lentinula edodes (shiitake mushroom) is the source of this 1812-nucleotide messenger RNA. RefSeq lists its product as uncharacterized. The coding region runs from base 1 to 1812 and encodes 603 amino acids. The record is from RefSeq and is a predicted model, not a curated record. The transcript has 16 exons. NCBI's taxonomy places the organism in Eukaryota, Fungi, Basidiomycota, Agaricomycetes, Agaricales, Omphalotaceae.